AUGGGGACUGACGGCAUGGACAGAGAUGUUGCAAACUCAAAACCAAAUGUCAGAUUUGCUACGCCUCAACGACUAACCGUUACUCAUCCCACUACAUCAUCACCGCUGCAUAUGCCUAUGUCGAGAUCAACGAGAAAGCCUCUUGUAAGGACCAAAAUAAGACUAGAUCCCGGACACAGCGCUCUGGACUGGCACUCUCUAACCUCCAAUCCAGCAAAUUAUUAUACAAAGUUCGUUUCGCUACAACUUAUUCAGGAUUUACUGGAUGAUCCGGUAUUUCAAAAAGAUAAUUUCAAGUUUUCACCCUCUCAGCUGAAAAACCAGUUGCUUGUCCAAAAGAUCCCUCUUUAUAAAAUAAUGCCACCCUUAAGAAUAAACAGAGAAAUUGUAAAGAAGCAUUGUAAAGGUGAGGACGAGUUAUGGUGCGUUAUAAACAAUAGGGUCUAUGACAUUUCCAGUUAUUUAAAGUUCCAUCCAGGUGGCACGGACAUCUUAUUAAGACACCGUAAUAGUGAUGAUUUGAUUACAUAUUUUAAUAAGUAUCAUCAAUGGGUGAACUAUGAAAAAUUAUUACAGGUUUGUUUCAUUGGCAUUGUAUGUGAAUAA
This is a messenger RNA of Saccharomyces paradoxus, 606 nucleotides long. It is a transcript of the gene IRC21, whose product is annotated as Irc21p. The transcript has a single exon. NCBI's taxonomy places the organism in Eukaryota, Fungi, Ascomycota, Saccharomycetes, Saccharomycetales, Saccharomycetaceae. The record is from RefSeq and is a predicted model, not a curated record. The coding region runs from base 1 to 606 and encodes 201 amino acids. Gene Ontology annotation, molecular function: heme binding.